GGCCUCGUAAGCACUUAGUCUAAAACUUAUCAAUUCUGACCAAUUACAUGUUGAGAGAGAACAGUGAUUCGAAAAGUGGGUGAUCAUGAAGGGGUUGAUUUUCUUUGUGUUAAGUGUGGUUUCAAUAUGUGACAGUCAAAACCGAGACAGUUGUGUUGUUCCAUCUGAGUUCGAUGGGAUGGUACUUGGCGAGGAUGCAAAACCUGGAACAAUUUUGACCUCAGUCUCUAGCGAAAACUAUGCGAAUUUAACCAUCGCUGAUUCGGCUGCCGAUUACUUAGAGGUGUUUGAGAAUGAGGAGGAGAAGACCCUGGGUCUGAGAGUGUCCAAUACCGUCUCAACCUCAGUGGAUUGCCGAGUAAACGCCACAUUAGAUGAUCCUGAAAGUAAUAGUGUCUAUGCCUCGAUUGAUAUUGAGUGCCUUGACACCGGAGAAAUCGGAUCUAAAUACCCCUCCAUCAAAAUCACGAACGUGAACAAUCGGGAGCCUUUGUUUUUCAAAGAUGAUUUUGAACUAUCCGAAGUUGUUCCAUCCAUUCCUCCCGAAUUCUCUUUGAGUCAGCUGGGAUACGACAUGUCUGAUUUAUUCAUUUACGAUCUUGACCACACCGGGCUAAAUCCCACGGACUCUGCUUCUACCUUUAACAUUACAAUGAUGCCAGAUGAUCUUUUUGAGCUGAUUAAGACUGACGAAAAAAAGGUCUUCUCGGAGCCGAUUUGUUCCGAGAUCAAACCUGAGUUGCCAAAAGACAUAGUAGCCCUGGAUUUGAAGCUAAUCAAACCGGUUCCUGCAGAUGUGCCAUUCCCUUAUGUGCUGACAAUCAACGUCAUAGAUAGCAACGGCCUCUUUACCCAAGGGACAAUCUCCAUCAACUUCAAACGGGAGGACAGAUAUCCACCUCAAUUUGGACAAUCACUGUACUAUGCCACACUCAUGAGUGUAGUUUUCGAAGGGCCCUUGUCUGUGAAUGUGGAACCCGAGACAGUGAGCGCCGUCGAUGGAGAUGCAUUCCUCAAUGCGCCUAUAAGCUAUGAGCUCAUGGACGGCGAAUGUUCCGAAUCGUUUAAAAUUAACAAAUCCUCAGGAGAGUUAAGCUGGGAAUCAAAAUUGAGUCAAGCUUGUAUUGAUCAAGGAUCAGCACGACUGAUGAUUAAAGCAGUUCAAGAGGACAACCCCGAGAUGAACAGUCUAGCACCGUGUGUCGUGCAAUUCCAGACCGACACACAAAAUCCUGAUUUUGAUAACCCUAUCAGCAUGACCACCCUGGAUUUAAAGACAGGAGAACUGACACCCAAGGUAAAGUUCGUAGUCACGGAUAGCGAUAGUAAUGACACGCUACAGUUGACCUUACUUGAUGGUCCUGGAUCAGAGUUCUUUGAAAUUAAUCAAGAUUCGGAACUAAUAACUUCGACAGACUUCGAUCCAAUCAACCUUCCUAAAGGGAACACACUGAACUUGGUGGUGCAAGUACAACAAGUCAGUAAUUCCGAAAGAGUCUCUACUACCAAUAUACAAGUGAACUAUGCGUACAAUUUCGAUGGGCCUGCGUUUAACGAAGAGAGCUAUUACUAUGAACUGAUCAAUCCCAAACCUGAAUCGGACGUUACUUCCGAGGGUGAUAUCAACGCCUUGGAUACCGAUAAUCUGGAACCACCUCCAACGAUCGACUACAAGCUGAGCCCCAGCGACUACUUUUCGCUCGGAGAGCCAUUUAGCGAUGGAUCCCCUAGAGUUGUUUACGACGGCGGUGCCAUGGAGACCGACAUCCACAUCCUCGCUAUUGAAGCCAUUGAAACCGACGCUUUUCCGAGCCAAGGAUCAAAGACCAAUAUCGUCAUCGGAUUGACAAUCGAUGCGAGCAUUUCGUCCACAGAACCAGCCGAUACGACUACAACAGCAACCCCCAUUGUGGAUAGACCAGCGUUCGAAAAGCCAUUAUACACCAAGGUUUUCCCAAACGGGUAUAAGCCAGAUACCAACUGCAUCAAUGUCAAGGCUCUUGGAAAUGCCGACGAUAUUCUGUAUUCCAUCGAAUCUGUUGAGGAUCCUGCAUUUAAACUGCUCUUCGAAAUCGUAGAUCCCAAAUCAGGCACCAUUGCAUGCAAAAAUCCUUCAGACAUUACCGAAUACGACGAGACCAUCUUGAUCACCAUCAGAGCAAGCUAUGCCGAUGAUCCCGACAACGCUUUCGACGAGAGCAUCGUUCUGAUCACCGUGUCUGAGGGAGACGAGAACGAACCGCCAUACUUUACUUCCGGAGACUUUGGCCAAACAGCAACCCAGAGUGUUGGAUAUCCGGCCUUCAUAUUUUUGGAAUCGUUCAUCAGCAUGCCUUUGACGAGAGUGAUCGCCAUCGCCCCCAAUUCGCAAGUCAAAAUUGAGUACAGUAUCAAGACUAGCGGCGAUGAUGAAUCUUCGAAGUUUUACGUGGAUCCAGACUUGGGUUUCAUCUAUGCCUUGCCAUCCAAAGCCAAUGACAUUCAAGGCCUGUGUCCAAACGAUUGUACAUUCAUGGUUCAAGCCUCAAGUAGUCUUAGCUCGGUUGUUGAAAUCCAAAUUCGGAUCAAGUCUUUGGAAAAAAAUCAAGUGAUUGGAAUGGAAGUGAAGAAAGACGGAGAAACCCCCGCUUACAUCUUGAGCACAUUGAAUGAAGAAUUGACAGACCAAGAGGUGUGGCUGCGGCAAAUUCAGUAUCAACCAUCCUCUAAUGACGAUCGAAGUCUUAGAGAUGAUCAAAACCUACCGGUCUUGUUCGUUUCAGCCUUAAACAAAGACAAAGUGUUUGCAGACAAGGAUCUUUUAGAAGCAUUGCUGGAAAAUUCUGAUUUAGUUGAUGUUGGAUACGAGUACACGAUCCACUCCAUCGACGGGAAUCCUGCCGACGACGGCAACAGUGAGGCCCUUUUGAUCGUUGUCAUCGUUUUGGCUAUUCUUUUCUUAUCGAGUGUCAUUGGCUUGGUCGUAUUCUUCUUCUACUUUAAGAGGAAACGCGAUGCCUUUAUGAGAGACGACUCGUCCCAAGAAAUCAAAGAUGACGACGCAAUGUCACGACCCAAUCGUUUUGCUCGACAUGAUGGCUCGCCUACCAAGGACUACAACAAAUCCAGUUCUGUCGAAACAGAUCCCAAGACCGUGAUCUAUGCGGGCACGAAUUUGAAUUCUCAAAGGAAUUUUGAUGAACUCAACGAUCAGUUAAGGCAGCACUUAAGCGAUGCGUCGAAGAGGAGGACCGAAACGCCAUUGGUGACAGGUCCGUCGUCACGAUCAGAAAUCAGUUUUAACCAGUCACCAAUCGCGAGUCGGCCACCAACCUCCCUGACUCCCUCUACACCUAAGCGGAGACCCGCUCCACCUCCUCCCAAAGCUUCGCCAGCACCAAAACAAUCCGAAGGUCUUGAUAUUGUCCAGGAACCAUCAAAAUUGAAUGAAAAUAAAAAUCCAGUUCCAACGGUGCCCGGCCCACCAAAUGAACAGAGUCCCUCGCCAGUCGCCCCUCCAUUCCCGAAGGACGAUGGUGCUACCCCACUGGAUCGAAAGAUUUCGUUUAACGAGAGCGCCGAGGUGAUUCGGGUCGUCGCCGAGUCCAAAGAGGCCCCAAUUAAAGAAGAAGAAGAAGAAAAUGAAAAUGAGUCCGAUGGCGACGAGUCAUAAGUUCGAUUGUAAUCGUGAAAUCACUUUUAUUAGACAUUGAAAACGCU
This is a messenger RNA of Tigriopus californicus, 3699 nucleotides long. RefSeq lists its product as uncharacterized. The record is from RefSeq and is a predicted model, not a curated record. NCBI's taxonomy places the organism in Eukaryota, Metazoa, Arthropoda, Copepoda, Harpacticoida, Harpacticidae. Gene Ontology annotation, biological process: homophilic cell-cell adhesion. The transcript is spliced from 18 exons. Gene Ontology annotation, molecular function: calcium ion binding. The coding region runs from base 86 to 3652 and encodes 1188 amino acids. Gene Ontology annotation, cellular component: membrane.